GUCACAACCAUGGCAACUUCUAAUUAUGCAACCCCCAAGUGGUGGAAAGAAGCGGUGGUCUACCAAGUUUACCCCGCAAGUUUCAUGAGCAGUAAAUCUGCAGCACAGGCAGAUGGCUGGGGCUGUGUGCGUGGCAUUACCGAGAGAGUGCCUUAUUUGAAAAGUCUUGGAGUCGACAUUAUCUGGACAAGCCCUAUUUACAGGUCUCCGCAAGUUGAUAUGGGCUAUGAUAUCGCUGAUUAUAAUUCAAUUGACCCUCGCUAUGGAACUUUGGCCGAUGUCGACUCGCUGAUCGAAACCCUCAAGAAACACGAUAUGAAGCUCAUUAUGGACCUCGUUGUCACACAUACCUCAGAUCAGCAUGACUGGUUUUUGGACUCUGCUCAGUCAAGGGAUUCUCCAAAGCGCGAUUGGUACAUCUGGAAACCAGCACGCGGAUACGACUCGGCGGGGAAACCUUUACCUCCGAAUAAUUGGGCCCAGAUUCUGAACGAUUCCCAGAGUGCGUGGACUUGGAAUAGAACAAGCCAAGAGUUCUACUUGACUCUCCACACACCGGAGCAAGUUGAUUUGAACUGGGAAAAUCCUGAUGUUGUCGCUGCUGUUCACGAUGUCAUGCACUUCUGGCUACGCCGCGGUAUCUCUGGAUUUCGAAUGGACGUAAUCAACUUGAUUUCCAAGGAUCCGUCCUUCCCUGACGCUCCAGUCAUUGAACCAAACUGCGAGUUCCAACCCGGCGAGCGGUUCUAUACCAAUGGGCCGCGUUUCCACGAAUUCAUGCAUGGAAUAUAUGACAAUGUUCUGUCAAAGUAUGACACUAUCACUGUGGGGGAAACGCCAUAUGUCAGUGAUAUGAGCGAAAUUAUCAAAACGGUGGGAUCAACAGCUAAAGAACUGAACAUGAUUUUUAUCUUUGACCACAUGGAAAUUGCGGAUAUCAAGACCAAAGGAGAAUCAAAAUGGAGUUUGCGUGACUGGAAAUUGACAGAGCUUAAACAAAUAUUGUCCGGUUGGCAAAGGAAGAUGAUCGAAUGGGAUGGAUGGAAUACGGUCUUUCUAGAGUGCCACGAUCAAGCUCGGUCUGUUUCACGCUAUGUAGAUGAUAGCGACAGGUUCCGCGCGCGUGGUAGCAAGCUACUUGCGCUUCUGCAGUCGACUCUCGGCGGAACCUUGUAUCUCUAUCAGGGUCAAGAGAUUGGGAUGCGAAACUUUUCAGCCGAAUGGGAUCCGGAUGUUGAUUACAAGGAUGUAGAAAGCAUCAACUUUUGGCAGAAGACGAAGAAGCUCUAUGCCGAUGAUCCGAUGCAAAUGGACAAGGCAAGAGACCUUCUUCAGAAAAAAGCCAGGGAUCACGCCCGAACGCCAAUGCAGUGGAACGACGAGCCCAAUUCAGGAUUUGCAGGGCCCAACGUGAUACCCUGGAUGAGAGUGAAUGAUGACUUCAAAACAGUGAACGUGAAAGCGCAGAUGGAGUCCCAGGAACGAGACCUGUCUGUCUGGCAAUACUGGCAGCUCGCUCUACGGGACCGCAAGACUCAUAGGGAUGUCUUUGUGUAUGGUGAUUACCAGGACGUGGACUUUGAAAACGAGCAGGUUUAUGCAUAUUUAAGGACAGGUGCUCAAACAAAACAAAAGUGGUUGGUGGUGAUGAACUGGACUGGCGAGGAUGUUGCCUGGAAAAUCCCUACAUCGAUAGAAGUCGAUUGGAUGGCUUCUUCAUCGCUCCAAAGGAGAAUUCCAAUCGAAGAGGGUGCAAAUGUCAAGCUUCAGGCCUGGGAAGGUGUUAUGAUGUGCUGCAAAUAG
Messenger RNA from Penicillium cataractarum, 1803 nucleotides. Its product is annotated as glycoside hydrolase family 13 protein. NCBI's taxonomy places the organism in Eukaryota, Fungi, Ascomycota, Eurotiomycetes, Eurotiales, Aspergillaceae. The transcript is spliced from 3 exons. Gene Ontology annotation, biological process: oligosaccharide catabolic process. The record is from RefSeq and is a predicted model, not a curated record. The annotation marks the transcript as partial. Gene Ontology annotation, molecular function: alpha-amylase activity.